This is a messenger RNA of Camellia sinensis, 874 nucleotides long. The record is from RefSeq and is a predicted model, not a curated record. Lineage: Eukaryota; Viridiplantae; Streptophyta; Magnoliopsida; Ericales; Theaceae.
UUCUCAAACCAACCCAUAUUUUCAGAGAAAGAGAGAGAUGAGGAAGGUAGCUAUAAUUGUAAUGCUCUUAUGUUCAAUAGCCAUAGCCAUGCCUGUGGUUCAUGGCAUUGCCCAAGGCCCCAAAGCAGUGGAUGAUUGGUUCCAAAAGCUCAGUUUCAAAAAGGAGAAGCUCACAAAGCUUAACUUCUACUUACACGACACACUCAGUGGCAAGAACCCAACUGCUAUCAAGGUAGCCCAAGCCAACAUGACUUUCAAAUCUCCAACCCUUUUUGGCCUAAUCAACAUGAUUGAUGACCCUUUGACUGUGGGUCCAGAACCCAACUCCACUGAGGUGGGUCGAGCCCAGGGGUUCUAUGGCUCGGCCGGGUUGGACAAGUUGGGUCUGAUCAUGACCAUGAACCUUUACUUCACCACUGGAAAAUAUAAUGGUAGCACUUUAAGUGUUGUGGGUCGAAAUUCAGUUAUGGAGUUGUACCGCGAAAUGCCAAUUAUCGGUGGGUCUGGUGUCUUCCGACUGGCACGUGGAAUUGUUACUGCAAAGACAUAUUUCUUGAAUACAACCACGGGUGAUGCUGUUGUGGAGUACAAUGUUGAUGUCCUUCAUUAUUGAGAAUUUUUUUUUUUUUUUCCUUACAAUAAUGCUAGGACCAAGAACUUGGACGCAAAAAUUAUUUAAAAAAAAACAGUGUGAUCCAAAUUCGACUAUGUAGAUCUCAUAUUUAGAAUGAGUUUAUAUCGUACGCUGUUUUUCUUGAUAUUUUUUUUGUAUCUAAGUUCUUAAUAUUAUUAUUUUUCUUUUUGAUUGUUAUUUUUAUUUAAUCUUAGAUAUUUUUGUAUUAUUUGCGAGGAUGUGGUAUGGCAUCUUUUUUUG